CUUAACGAAGCACAGCUCAACCAGCUGAUGAUGAACCGGAAUUCGGUGCCGGACGAAAACGCCAAAAAGCAGCUCCCGGAUUGCGCUGAAACGGAUGACGGUCUGGUCCUGACGCCAUUGGGCCGUUACCAGAUCAUCAACGGACUGCGCAGUUUCGAGGUGGACUAUUAUCAUGGCGACCCGGAGCUCCAGCCAAUCCGGAGUUACGAAAAUGCCGCGCUCGUGAGGACGCUCUUCCGGAUCUCUAUGUCCUUCAAUGAACGCUUCGCAGGCAACUUGGAGGCCCUUUGCGCGCGGCGUGACUUCCUGGGCGCCUUUUCCCGUUACCACCUGACCGAUGCUAAAAUGGCGUCCAAGGUCCGGCGCAGCCCGCUGUCCAGGCGACAGCCGGAUUGGGCCGGGCGUCCAAGGAUCAGCCUGCGCUUUUUGGCAAGUUACCGCCUCCUCCUCUUUUUCGCGAUCGGCAGCUUCAUUGCGUCGCGAUUCGGCAUCGGCUCCGCAGCGUUCGUGUUCUUCCUCGCCCUCGGAUACCUCUGCUAUGCCUGCGCCGUGGUUUUCGUGGCCGAAAGGAGGAGACCGCACCGACCAUGAAAACUGCGCAAAACAGCGGCCAUUUUGUUAUCUUUUUGGAACGUUUAUAUAUAAAAUGUUUUCUUUUUUUAAUAAAACAAUAAAAAUUUAUUGUUAUUAA
This is a messenger RNA of Sceloporus undulatus (fence lizard), 691 nucleotides long. RefSeq names its product sphingomyelin phosphodiesterase 4-like. Gene Ontology annotation, molecular function: sphingomyelin phosphodiesterase D activity. Lineage: Eukaryota; Metazoa; Chordata; Lepidosauria; Squamata; Phrynosomatidae. The record is from RefSeq and is a predicted model, not a curated record. Gene Ontology annotation, biological process: glycerophospholipid catabolic process; sphingomyelin catabolic process; ceramide biosynthetic process. The transcript is spliced from 3 exons. The annotation marks the transcript as partial.